AUGUAUCUCAAUUCGCUUCUGCUGGAUGAACACUUCCAAGGAGAGAUCGCUUAUGAGCAGCUGACCAUCGGACGCAAACUGGGUUCGGGUGGAUUCAAGGAUUGUUACGCUGGAACAUACUUGGGAGUAACGGUGGCUAUUGGAGAGCUCCGUGUUCAGAACUUCACAGAAAUGGAUAUCACCGAGAUGAAGCAUGAGAUCAAUGUUCUUAAGCAAUUGCGCCACGAAAACAUUAUCCGGUUCAUUGGAGGGAAGGACCAGGAUCACUCACCACAAAACGCUGAUUAUUCAAUCUGUAUAGAACUCUGCGAAAACGGUGACUUGUAUGAUUUCAUGCGUAAGACCAAGAAGCCGACUUUUGGACGUCUCAUCAUGUACAUGCACGACAUUGCUCUCGCCUGCUCCUAUCUCCAUUCCCGAAGGCCCAGCAUUAUUCACAGGGACAUGAAAUCCAUGAACGUUUUGAUCUCAUCGGACGAUCGGGCAAAGAUUAACGACUUUGGAUUGGCACGUAUCCGACCAAAGGCCAACGCAUCUUUGCAUACUCAAUGUGGUACACCCAACUGGCAAGCUCCGGAAUUCUGGACACCAAACCCUAGUUACACCGAGAAGGUGGACGUGUAUGCGUGCGGGCUGAUCUACUGGGAAAUUCUUUCGUGGGCUGAGCUCGGAUACCCCUACCACAACCUGACGGAGCACCAGCUUUACGAGGCAGUACGCGACCGGGAAGAGCGACCUCCACUUGAGAAGCUGAGGAAGUAUCCUCAGUCGCUGAUUGCCCUAAUCCAGGAUAUGUGGCGCAAGGAACCCAAGAAGCGCCCCUCCAUGUCGCAUGUUGUCGAUCGAUUGGCAGAGUACCUGGAGUAG
Gamsiella multidivaricata is the source of this 867-nucleotide messenger RNA. RefSeq names its product kinase-like domain-containing protein. Bases 1 to 867 code for a protein of 288 amino acids. The record is from RefSeq and is a predicted model, not a curated record. Lineage: Eukaryota; Fungi; Mortierellomycota; Mortierellomycetes; Mortierellales; Mortierellaceae. The transcript has 9 exons. Gene Ontology annotation, biological process: protein phosphorylation. Gene Ontology annotation, molecular function: protein kinase activity; ATP binding.